AUGAAAGAGCUGGCCUUAAAUCUGCUGCUCGCAUUUAGAUCCUUUUGUGUUCGCGGAGACGAGGCUUGUCAAGCUCAACUGAUCAAUCUUAUUCUUCGUUGCUACGUUCUACUAAAUGAUUACGAACAAGCAGCUGCGUUUGUGUCCCGAACAACAUUCCCGGAAAAGGCAGACAAUAAUCAACAUGCUCGCCAUCUUUAUUAUUUGGGCCUCAUACAUGCCGUGCGAGGGUCUUAUCAUGUUGCGGCAGAUCUGCUAAACGAAAGUGUCCGACGUGGCCCUCAGUCUUCGUCUGUUGCCAUUGGGUUCCAGCAAUCGGUGCAAAAGCUACUUGUGGUCGUGCUUCUUUUGGCUGGAGAACUUCCAGAACGGUCUUUGUUUGAAAAGAGCACAAUUUUGGAGCAAUCCCUGCAGCCAUAUUUUAGUUUGUGCCUAGCUUUAUCAUUAGUUGUCAGAAAGGGAGACAUUUCGCUUUUCGAGCAGACAAUGUCCAAAUUCAGGUUGAACUAUGAAAAGGAUAAGCUGAUCGAUCUUGUCGUCAGGUAUUGCCAAGCCUUUUUUACGUUCAGAUUGAGAAACUGCGUGAUUAGAGCCGGAUUGCGUUUGGUCUCUUUAGCGUAUUCUCGCAUUUCUCUUGGUGAUAUUGCGUUGAAGCUGCAUAUCAACUCGGAAAAAGAGCAGUUGGAAUUUCUUAUUGUUCAGGCAAUAUCCGAUGGCAUACUGAAGGGCAACAUUGAGGACGGGGUUCUUUUGACACAGCCAACUUCCAACGUCUAUGCCACUUCUGAGCCCCAAAAGACUCUGGCCUCAAGAACUGUCUUUUGCUUGAAGGCAAAAGGAUCUGCUCAAAGUGCCCUGCGCUAUCCCCAGGAAACAUAUACAGAAGGCCUAAUGGCCACUCAACUUUCCUCCAUCGGCGACAAAGAGGGCGAUAAUGGAGCAAAUCCUUCUAAAGGCGGCAAGUCGAAAAGUUCACAAAAAGAUUCCGAUAUUAAUUCUGAGAACGACGAGGACGAGGAUUCAAUGAUAUUGGGUGCAGACGAUGCUGCCGACGACGAUGGCUUCGAUAGUCAAGAUUUCAUUUGA
Mitosporidium daphniae is the source of this 1086-nucleotide messenger RNA. RefSeq lists its product as uncharacterized. The transcript is spliced from 5 exons. Bases 1 to 1086 code for a protein of 361 amino acids. The record is from RefSeq and is a predicted model, not a curated record. Gene Ontology annotation, molecular function: enzyme regulator activity. Lineage: Eukaryota; Fungi; Microsporidia. Gene Ontology annotation, cellular component: proteasome regulatory particle, lid subcomplex; proteasome complex. Gene Ontology annotation, biological process: ubiquitin-dependent protein catabolic process; regulation of protein catabolic process.